AAUAGAGUAACUUCAUCACCAGUAAGCAGUGGUCUGCCAACGGGGAAGCAAAACAACGCUUGUUUGCAGUGCGUGCUAUUUGCAUUAGCUACAGAUAGGGUUGCAUGUGAAAUUUAAACAAGGAUCUUACUUGCCUGUUCGAGAUUGACCAAUAUUUUGACUAUUAUAUUGAUUCUAAAGAAAAAUAUUUCAGUGCAGCUCUUUAGCCAACAUUUGGGAUUUGAAAUGGAUGUUCUACCCAUGUGCAGCAUCUUUCAGGAACUUCAGAUUGUACAUGACACGGGCUACUUUUCAGCUUUACCAUCCUUGGAGGAUUACUGGCAGCAGACUUGCUUGGAGUUGGAGCGGUAUCUACAGAGCGAGCCUUAUGUCUCUGUGACAUCUGACAUCAAGUUGGAGCCGCAGGAGCAGGACCUCUGGAGCAAGCUGAUCUUGGCCUGCGGUGAUAAAGCGAUCGACUCUGACCCAAAGAUCCCUCUGGUCAAAGAAGAGGACAAUCAGGAUGGCCAGAUCUUGGAAACCAACAGUGUAAACUCUGACGCCAGCAGUGAAGCUUCAGACAGUUCCGUGGAGCUCUCGCCGACACACAGCUUUACCUUGAACCCUCUGGGGUCGGUUCUGGCCGUUUCUGGACCUUUUAGCCCUUCUAUCAUUAGCACUCCCCCAUCCUCCCCAGAGGUCAGCUCGGAACCCAGCAUCUCACAAGGCUGGGGAAGCGUAAACACAGAAUUGACCUUGCCGGUAAAAGUCCGGACAGGCGGCAUCGGAAAGAACUCGGCAAAGACUGGGCUGGUUGGUGGAGACGUGUCACCGGAUGGGAGGAGACGGGUGCACAGGUGUCACUUCAACGGAUGCCGCAAGGUUUACACAAAGAGUUCCCACUUAAAAGCACACCAACGCACUCAUACAGGUGAGAAACCAUACAGGUGUUCAUGGGAGGGCUGCGAGUGGCGAUUUGCACGGAGUGAUGAGCUAACCAGACACUUCAGGAAGCACACUGGGGCCAAGCCAUUUAAAUGCAGUCACUGUGACCGGUGUUUCUCCAGGUCCGAUCACCUUGCCCUCCACAUGAAAAGACACCUCUGAGCAGGUCGGAGCGGAGCGAUGUUAGCCGUUUAGUGAAACUAACAAACGCAGCGAAAGGAAAUGUCGUCUCCUAACCAGCCUCAUGGUUGAACUGCCCUUGAGAGGAGCGAGCUAGGGGAGCGUGUUCUAGCCAAAGUAUGCCAUUUUGCACCAUACCCAGUGCCUCCGGGAUGGAUGGACCCCUUGGAGAAGGAAGGCGCUCUGAAGGUUGCCUGUCCAAAAACCACAACAACAGAGGACAAAAUCAUGUACAGACAGAAGGAAGCAGCCAAUUGAAUUGAGGGACUUG
This is a messenger RNA of Oncorhynchus nerka (sockeye salmon), 1375 nucleotides long. RefSeq names its product Kruppel like factor 6a (gene klf6a). The record is from RefSeq and is a predicted model, not a curated record. Gene Ontology annotation, biological process: regulation of transcription by RNA polymerase II. Bases 226 to 1086 code for a protein of 286 amino acids. The transcript is spliced from 4 exons. NCBI's taxonomy places the organism in Eukaryota, Metazoa, Chordata, Actinopteri, Salmoniformes, Salmonidae. Gene Ontology annotation, molecular function: DNA-binding transcription factor activity, RNA polymerase II-specific; RNA polymerase II cis-regulatory region sequence-specific DNA binding.